CGCUUCUGCGAUUGCCAUUAUCUUGACACUUGUAAUUCAAGACCAUCGGGGGUUGCCAGUUUAGGGAAGGCUGUUCUGCCACAUGGCCGCCAAAGCUCUUGCCACUAUGAAAGAGGACAGUGAUCUCCUUGAGCCUUUUCUGCUUGAUGAAGACUAUAGAGAGCACAAACUGGUUCGUAGAUCUUCCUAUCAGAAGAAACCCGGGGAGCUCCUGUUACUAAACUUUGCAGUGUUAUGGCAUAACAUAAAAAGUGGCAUCAAAUAUAAUGUGUCCUGUUUCUCCCAUAAGCACACAAUGACCGGACCUCCACUCAAAAGAAGUACCUGGGUUUUGAUUCUGGUCCCUUCCAUUCUUCUUACUAUUGGAGGAAUGUGGGUUUGGCGCAACCUGCCCAUUGCAGUAGCUGACCCUAAAAAUCUCACUGUUGCAACCCUGCUGGAAGCCAAAAAAUCCAAACCACUUUGUGGGGCCAUGGAAAAAUGCUUGGAUAAAGCUAUCAAGGAAUUCAUUUUGGAGCCGGAUAUUGUAAAGGAGAAUGCCAAGAUGAUCCUUGAGUGUAAUGGAACAAGGAAGGAAUUUGUGUCAGGUAAAGGGGGAAACUAUAUUGAAGUGUUCUGGGUAGAUGGCCAAACAUAUUACACGGUCAAAGAAGCCAAUUCAAAAGCCCGUAUGGCAAGGCUGGGGCGCCAACCUUUACCACUCAGUCUUGCCAGCAUCUUGAAUGUCUACCAAGAGUUGGCCUCCCAUGAAGGCUCAGAGGACCUGCGGCAGUGCCUGAAUAAGACGAUAGAGGAAUUUCCCAAGGAACCCUCAGAUGUGCAGAAAAAUGCCAAAUUGGUGGUGUCAUGCGGAGAGAAUAAUGUUAUCUUCUGUUCAGCUGCUGGAAAGAAUGAAAUCACUGUGUACAAAGAUAUGCACGGGAAGAUUGAAUUUAAUGUGAAAUAUACAGGAUGGGCUUGGUGGGCCAGUUUAUUCACAAGAAGGCAAGUUAAGUAAUGGCACCAGAGAAGACAGUGUGGGAAGAAGCUUUGUAGAUGUGCUGCAGAGACAAAUGAUUUAUCUUACAAAACUUCAGCUAGCAUCUCCUCACCGUACCUUCCCACGUGCAUGGUUACCGAGAUCGUGCCAGAGUUCUGGGCCUAUCAGUCAUUUGGUUGAUGAUAGAUUACUGUUUGGUUUCAAUAAUCAGAAUGCUUGAUCAGCUCACAGUUCCAGCAUUUCUUUUCUCAGUAAAUAGAUGUAGAUGAAUCACAAUUCCAUGUAUAAAAAGCAAUUAAUGGUCAGAGUCUUGCAGGGCAAUCACUUUAUCUCCACUCCAGGAGUCCACCAACACACUAUUAUCCAUAUUGUAUUCCUCUGCUCUCUUUUUAAUGAUUGCUUAAAUAAAGCUUUAAAUUGUUACUAGAUGACAAAAAUGUUACUGUCCUUUUUCUCCUGUGAUAUCCCAGGCUUUUAAAAAUCCUCUUCCUACAACUGCUAGGAUAUGUUUUCGAUACAGAUCCCACAACAUUUAUGAAGACAAAAGGCAGACACCCUGGUUUCUCCCUGUCUCAGCCCUUGCUUCCCCACAGUGAAGAGUCUGACAGUGAUAUUUGGUGGUCCAAGGUGUCAGAUGGGGCAGAAAAAUCUACCAAAAGACAGAUGGUUUGCUUUGGCCACCAGCAAGUUAAUGAUACAAACCAAUGAAGAUUCCAUAGAGUAUCUUAGACAAAAUCCUGAUUGAAACAGGUCCACAAGAUUAAUAGAAAGUUAAAGGAGAACUCCAUACUGUAGAUGAAAACAGGAGAAGAGACAUUGGGUAGAAAUUAGAGCAAGCAAAAGGAUCAAAGAAGACUUUCUCAACAAAGUCUACCACCUCUUCUAAAGCAGGAGAAAAAGUGCAAUUUUGUAUACUGUUAGCUGGAGCUAACGCUAGAAGGCCAAUAGUAGAAUUAGAGCUUGACUCAACUAAAUACUCCAUAUAAAAUAAUUACUCAACUCAUUGGAAGAAUGUGAAGAACAUUCCUUAGCAAUUGUCUGUAAAAGUGGAUCUAAAGUGAUUGUAAAGUAACAACUGUUCGGGAGGCUUCAGUUGAACAGAUUUUAUAUUUUGAAAGUAAUAUUGUUUUGCCUGCUCCAAUAAAAGUACUCUUACAUUGAUAACAUUCCCACUUAACAUUUAAAGUUAGGGUUCUAAACAACAGAUAUUAAAAUAUUUAAUAUUGAUAUUAUUCUCUCUCUUUAAUGUUCAUAUCAACAAUGUGGUGUUUGAACCUUCAUGACCAUUAUUUUUCAUCCUUCAAUUCAGGACCAGAAACUGCCUAUUCUAAUGUAUGAUACAGUCCUCCUUUCCUUGAAUACUGUAUGAUAGCCCUAGGAGGUUGCUGAUUAUGAUGGGAAAUUUCUGCAAAGAAGAGAAAUUAGUAAUCACCACUCUAAAAAGUGGUUAUUUUUUGAAAAACAAAAAUGAGAGGUUUAUCUGGCCUGGAGGCAGAGCAAAUAUGUUCUUUAUAUUUCAGAGUGUACAUGUUAAUAAACCAGUAGAUUUCCCAUUAGCAGAAAAUAAAAAUUUCAGUCUCUAAUAGAACAUACUCAGUUUUUUUCUUUCAUGGGGAAGACAGUUGAUAGAACAUGGAGAAAUCUAUAUAGGGAAAGCUGUAACGUAAUUGUUGGGUGGCUCAGAGAUUUGGGGAAAGAGGAAUAAGGAUUUAUCAGAAGGAUCUUUGCUUUUCUGGGACUGUUUUGGAAAUCAUUGUCAAUUCCUGUUUUUCUAGAUGGUAUACUUGCCAUUCAUGAUAAACCACCCCUUUUGCAAGAUUUAACUUUCUCCGCACUGAGAUUUCACGCUCACGCAGUCUUAGAGAUUUUGCUGCCUUUUCUUGGUUGAGCAUGUAUGUACCGUAUUUACUCAACAGAAAAAAGAAGUCCCGCCAUUAGACAAUUACUUCUAAAUAAGGAGGGGUACACAUUCACUACUGAAAAAACUUGGAUGCCUCUGAAUUUUAGCCUGAAAACGCUUGAAAGGCACUGCUAGCCUAGUGAAUUUAAUUUCUCUAUAAUGCAUAAACUGUGUUUUUCUUUCCUUGUCAGUUCAGAAUUUAUUCCCUCCUCUCAGCUCUAUCAAAUUUUGUUCUUCCCUCUGCUUUCCUUCUCUUCAUUUCCCAGCUAAACCCUGUCCCUCAUCUUACUUCUGGAUCAGCGCGUGCAUGUACUUUUCUGUUUCUGCGUAACAGUAGUUUGUGUGGGUGAGAAAGAAUAAUAG
This is a messenger RNA of Python bivittatus (Burmese python), 3242 nucleotides long. RefSeq lists its product as uncharacterized. The record is from RefSeq and is a predicted model, not a curated record. Lineage: Eukaryota; Metazoa; Chordata; Lepidosauria; Squamata; Pythonidae.